ACUCUAUGUUUUAUUCAUUCGUUUAGAUAAAUAUAUUUUAAUUACGCUAUAGUUUGCGUCAAGUUCUAUUAUUAAUGGAGUACACAUGCCUCCUCUAAGGAAAAACUUGAUCAAAUGAAAAGGAUAUUUUGAAUUGAUGAUGAUAUUUUUAGAACAUAGUGGUCUUAGUAAAAUUGCAGCUCUAUUACAUAGUUUUGAUGCAACAGAUCGUCUUUUUGACGCAAAACUCGAAUUGGUAUCGUAUUCACGCUCAAACAAUAUUUUAAAAGAUGAUAUUAAUAUCCAUCCUCCACACUUAUCGGAUGAUGAUAUAAUAACACAUUUCAAAACACUCAUGAACAAAUGCUUUCCGGACUAUGAUUUUAGCAACAUUAAUCACACAUAUUUUAAAGAAGUCAAGAAUUUGGAUAUUGUAAUAAACACCGUAUACUACAAUUUAUCAUUCAUUGUCGGCCGAUUACUACCAAAUUUUGCCGAUGAGUUCUGGCAAACAAUAAAGCAAGUUAUUUCCAUUAAAGAUGUCGAUAUAUACACUUACGACAGCUCCGGGGAAGAUGAUCCUUUCAAUUCUGAAACAUGUUUAAAUUCGUUUAACUACUUCCUUUUGGAUAAAAGGCAACAGCAUAUACUGUUUGUCUCAUGUAUUAGUAGAAGUAGAAACGAUUCACGCUACAAAAACAAUGAGGAACCUCAGUUAUUUCAUUCUUCAAUUUACGCAGACACGCUAAGCACAAAAAGUGAAGAAGAUUGUCUCUCUGAGAUUGAAGUUCCCGAAACCUUCAUGGUCAAUGUAAAGAAUAGCUUUUGAUUUGGAAGGUGACUGUUGCACGAUAAUUUGGGAAAACUCC
Messenger RNA from Theileria equi strain WA, 848 nucleotides. RefSeq lists its product as hypothetical. The transcript has 5 exons. NCBI's taxonomy places the organism in Eukaryota, Apicomplexa, Aconoidasida, Piroplasmida, Theileriidae. Gene Ontology annotation, cellular component: nucleus. Bases 137 to 808 code for a protein of 223 amino acids. Gene Ontology annotation, molecular function: RNA polymerase III core binding. The record is from RefSeq and is a predicted model, not a curated record. Gene Ontology annotation, biological process: negative regulation of transcription by RNA polymerase III.